CCGCGCUUCUGUGGAUCAACAAAGGUGGGAAAUAAGGAUGUGGGUGGUCUCCUUGUUCAAGUACCCCAGGGUCCCUACACAGCAGCAGCGGUGGCCAGAGCAGCAGCAGCAGAAUCAGCGAGCGGGACGGAGUUAGGACCGCUCGGAGCGCCCAGGUCUCGAGGUAGUAUAAGGUUUUUGCAAUCCUUCCACUCGCUGGCAGUUGCAGAAGAUCUGCUUUUUAAGUGAGAAGAACACACCACCCCUCCGAGGGCUGCAGCUUCCCGGGGCUGUUUCGUCGCUCGUCGCUUUGCCGGUCCCUGGCGCUCACUCUCUAAUUCGUCCGCGUCCUAAGUUUGCCCAGAGCUGGCUGUGGGCUGGGAGCAGGGUCCCGGCCGGGCGCCGCGGGCGGGGGCUGGGAAGCCGGGAACCGCAAUCCAGAAGCAUCUUGGGGCCAUGUAUAUUUCAUCAAACGGACUUUGGGUGCGUCGCGUCUCGCAGUCAUCAACGCUAUGUGCAGUGACAUUUCUGACUUGAGUGGAGGAAUGCGCGAAGGAAACCGGGGCGAAAUUGCUUCGAGAGGAUCUUCUUGGCGCCAAGGCUAAUUGUCCUGAUUUAUGUCGCUUCUGACAAAAAAGAGGAAAAAAAAAGACCCAACAUCUUCAUCUGAAAUAAAAUGAAAGCGGUGCCAAGCGGGAUAGAACCGCCCGGCCGCUGGUUCUGAUCCCCCGGGAUCGGGGAAAAAAAAUCGUUCUGCGGCUUAAAAGAAAAGAAAGAAGAAAGGAAUAGAAAUAGAGAAGAGAGAGAGAAAACCCACAGUAAAAGUUUAAGGCGAGAAGUGGCGACGGCGGUGGUGGCGCGAGGAGGCUGCGAGAGGAGACGGCUGAUGAGACCUCAGAAGGCGGCUAUUUGGUUCCUAACCCCACUGUAUUUUUGGAGGGAGAGGCACCUUUCUCAUCCUCCCUUCCUCUCCGCCCACCCUUCUCCCUCCCCCUCAUCUACCUGUCAAAGUCACUGAUCUUUUGCAUUUUGGAAGAGGACGUCAACGGGAAGGAAUUCCCCCUGUCCAGGUCCGGGCACCGAGAGGGGGCGACGCGCGACGAGGCUGCCCCAGGGGCGCCAAGCCAAGGUGUUGGUGCCAGAAGAAAAAAGAAAAUGAUUGCUGGGAAACAGACACAGGACUGUAGACACUCAUUCUUGUGCUCCAGAUACUGAUCCCUCAUCGCAUCUGAGCAGCCCCAGUGACCCUGAACACUGAGGAUCACUCAGGAUUAUCGGAUGUACAAUGGGAGAGUCAUCACUUUUCUAAAUUAUUAUCGGCUCUUGGACAUCGUUCAUAAAAGUCUAAUAGAAAUGGUCUAUGAGGAGGAAAGGCUGCAAGCUAUUGAUGCCUAACACAGAAGCACAUUAGGCUUCCACCAAAGUCCUCAACAUACCUGACCGCACAGUAUUUCAAUCUAUCACAUUCAGUUUGGGAAUCGGCUUUGAGACCUCAGCAUAUUUUUGAAAAUAUACAGACCUACCUACAUAAAGACACACACACACACACACACACACACACACACACACACACACAAUACUCAUGUAUAUGUAAAGGAGACAGUGACUGCAAAUAAGACACGAAGAUUGCCAAGAUUUUAGAGAUGUAUUUGUCAAGAUUCCUGUCGAUUCAUGCCCUGUGGGUUACAGUGUCCUCUGUGAUGCAGCCCUACCCUUUAGUGUGGGGACAUUACGAUGUAUGUAAAACUCAGAUUUACACAGAAGAAGGGAAAGUUUGGGAUUAUAUGGCCUGCCAGCCGGAAUCCACGGACAUGACAAAAUAUCUGAAAGUGAAACUGGACCCUCCGGAUAUUACCUGUGGAGACCCUCCAGAGUCGUUCUGUGCAAUGGGCAACCCUUACAUGUGCAAUAAUGAGUGUGAUGCAAGUACCCCUGAACUGGCACACCCUCCUGAGCUGAUGUUUGAUUUUGAAGGAAGACAUCCCUCCACAUUUUGGCAGUCUGCUACUUGGAAGGAGUACCCCAAACCUCUGCAGGUUAACAUCACUCUGUCUUGGAGCAAAACCAUUGAGCUCACAGACAACAUAGUUAUUACCUUUGAAUCGGGGCGUCCAGACCAAAUGAUCCUGGAGAAAUCUCUCGAUUAUGGGCGAACAUGGCAGCCCUACCAGUAUUAUGCCACAGACUGCCUAGACGCUUUUCACAUGGACCCGAAAUCCGUGAAGGAUUUAUCCCAGCACUCCGUCUUAGAGAUCAUUUGCACUGAAGAGUACUCCACCGGGUACUCCACGAAUAGCAAAAUAAUUCACUUCGAGAUCAAAGACAGGUUUGCAUUUUUUGCUGGACCUCGGCUACGAAAUAUGGCUUCCCUGUAUGGACAGCUGGAUACAACCAAGAAACUCAGAGAUUUCUUCACAGUCACGGAUCUGAGGAUCAGGCUGUUGAGACCGGCCGUUGGGGAAAUAUUUGUAGAUGAGCUACAUUUGGCACGUUACUUUUAUGCUAUCUCAGACAUAAAAGUGCGAGGAAGGUGCAAAUGCAACCUGCAUGCCACUGUGUGUGUCUAUGACAACAGCAAACUGACAUGUGAAUGUGAGCACAACACAACAGGUCCAGACUGUGGGAAAUGCAAGAAGAAUUAUCAGGGCCGACCUUGGAGUCCAGGCUCUUACCUCCCUAUCCCCAAAGGCACGGCAAACACCUGUAUCCCCAGCAUUUCCAGUAUCGGUACUCCUCCAAAGUUUAAUAGGAUAUGGCCGAAUAUUUCUUCCCUUGAGGUUUCUAACCCCAAACAAGUUGCUCCCAAAUUAGCUUUGUCAACAGUUUCUUCUGUUCAAGUUGCAAACCACAAGCGAGACUGUGAAUGCUUCGGCCACUCCAAUCGGUGCAGUUAUAUCGAUCUGCUAAACACAGUCAUUUGCGUGAGCUGUAAACACAACACUAGAGGGCAGCACUGUGAGUUAUGCAGGCUGGGCUACUUCAGAAAUGCUUCUGCACAGCUGGACGAUGAGAAUGUGUGCAUAGAGUGUUAUUGUAACCCUUUGGGCUCAAUCCAUGAUCGUUGUAAUGGCUCAGGAUUUUGUGAGUGUAAGACUGGAACAACAGGGCCUAAAUGUGAUGAGUGUCUGCCAGGAAAUUCCUGGCACUACGGCUGUCAACCUAAUGUCUGCGACAAUGAGCUCCUGCACUGCCAGAAUGGAGGGACCUGCCACAACAAUGUACGCUGCCUGUGCCCGGCUGCCUAUACUGGCAUCCUCUGUGAGAAGCUGCGGUGCGAAGAGGCUGGCAGCUGUGGCUCCGACUCCGGUCAGGGAGCACCCCCGCGGGGCUCCCCCGCACUGCUGCUGCUGACCAUGCUGCUGGGGACUGCCAGUCCCCUGGUGUUCUAGGGGUCACAGAAGCCCUCCUACAGGCCUGUGCUGUGGGGAAGCAAACACAACCAAGCGAUUGCUACUAACAGAGAAAACACACACACCCACUCCAAUACAGCGUACAAAAGAAGAGGGCCUAACUGAACUAAGCCAUAUCUCUCAGACCGAGAAAGCACAUCGGAGUCAAGACUGUUCAUCACUGACUCCAGAGGAAUUGGCAGCUGUUACUAAUAUCAUUGCAAAUCUCAUUGCCAGCUGCAGAGCCGAUUGCCGAUUGGAAAGGUUGUGAGAGCGCCCCCAAAAGGAAAGAAAAAAAAACAAACUGAGAAAACAACCUUAAAAAUCAAACAAACAAAAAACAAAAAACAAAAAAACAUUCGCUACUCUACCGUGGUGCACCCUAGUACCGCUCUGCCCAGUGUGUGGACCAACCAAAUAGAAGCAUUCUUUGCUGUCAGGUGCAUUGUGGAUAUAAGGAAAUCUGUUACAAGCUGCCAUAUUGGCCUGCUUCAGCUCCCCUCCUCCCCCAGUCCCUUCCAACCUGUGCUUUAGUGAAAGUUGCUCUGUAACCCUUGUUGGUUGAAAGAUUUCUUUGUCUGAUGUUAGUGAUGCACACGUGUAACAGACCCCCUCCAAAAGCGCAAGCCAGUCAUACCCCUGUAUAUUUAGCAGCACUGGGACUCCAGUGCCGGUUCACACCCACUUCACAAGAGUGGUUAGAGGAAAGAGAAAGUGUAUCUAUCCUUUUGUAUUCAAAUGAAGUUAUUUUUCUUGAAAUACUGUAAUAUGUAGAUUUUUUGUAUUAUUGCCAAUUUUAUGUUACCAGACAAUCUGUUAAUGUAUCUAAUUCGAAUCAGCAAAGACUGACAUUUGAGUUUUGUCCUCUUUGGUUUUUGUUUUGUUUCAUUGUGCAGAGAUUUCUCUGUAUGGGCAACGAGCGUGCUGGCAUCAAAGAAUAUCAGUUUACAUAUAUAGCAAGUGUAAUAAGAUUCCACCAAAGGACAUUCUAAAUGUUUUCUUGUUGCUUUAACACUGGAAAAUUUAGAGAAUAAAAAUUCCUGCAUAAAUGGUAUCAGGAAUUUGUAUUGCCGUUUCUUAAGAUGAGAGGAGCAACGAUCCAACAGUUUUGCACUCCCUUCACUGAUUUCGUGUGGACCGAACACAGUCAGCUCAUGACUUUAGUAGCCCAGGAAGAUGGAUUGAUGGUCACUAGCUUGGACAACGUCUGCAAAACAUGAGACUAUUUUCCACCUGGGAAAAAAAUUAUAACUGCAAGAACAGAAAGAAAUAUCUAAGCAAUUGCCAAGAUUAUGCCAAAGCCUGUUGGCAGAGUACUAAGAGACUUUUAUUUUUAAGUCAUGCUAUUUUCACAGAUUUAUGGUGAUCAUGUGACUCUAGGGAUGCUGAUCUAUGUAUCCUUCCAAAUACAGUGUUUACAUGGAGUGUCAUAAGAGGCCACCUGGGGAACCAGGACAGCAGCAGGGAAAUUGAGUGAUUAGCAAUUUGACUUUGAAUAUAUUCUAAGUAUUUAAAUGAAAUAUCAAAAUAUACAGCAGCAAGUAGACAUAACUGCUGUUCCUAAGAAUAAAGUCUGUUUCAAGUA
Messenger RNA from Mesocricetus auratus (golden hamster), 4953 nucleotides. It is a transcript of the gene Ntng1, whose product is annotated as netrin G1. The record is from RefSeq and is a predicted model, not a curated record. Lineage: Eukaryota; Metazoa; Chordata; Mammalia; Rodentia; Cricetidae. The transcript has 10 exons. Gene Ontology annotation, molecular function: cell-cell adhesion mediator activity. Bases 1623 to 3368 code for a protein of 581 amino acids.